Messenger RNA from Exophiala mesophila, 988 nucleotides. RefSeq lists its product as uncharacterized. Gene Ontology annotation, molecular function: thiosulfate-cyanide sulfurtransferase activity. The transcript has a single exon. The coding region runs from base 94 to 693 and encodes 199 amino acids. Gene Ontology annotation, cellular component: mitochondrion. The record is from RefSeq and is a predicted model, not a curated record. Lineage: Eukaryota; Fungi; Ascomycota; Eurotiomycetes; Chaetothyriales; Herpotrichiellaceae.
CAUAUUGGACGCACCAAAAGCGACUUGUCUCCCUCCUCCGACAGAGCAGAUCUAAACUCGAGCAAAUAGAUCCUGCUCCUUUGAGGCACCAAAAUGGCGAGCAAGAGAGGUCUCUGCUCACUGACACGGAGCUUGCACCGCACCAGCUGUGUCUACUCAACGACUACAGCGACAUCUAGAUUCGUCCCUCUUAUUUCUCCUCUCACUCCCCUGAUCCAAGAACAACAACGAAUCCACCAAGCCAUGCCCCGAAUGCGCCAACCUCGACGACAUUUCCACACGACACUGAGAAGGAAUAGCAAUAGUGACUCAAGCGCCGCGGGGGCAUCGAAACAAUACACAUUUGCGGAACUACAGAAAGUCGUUGCGGCGUCGGCGGCGGAUCCGCACACGAUCAUAGUAGACGUACGGGAGCCGGCGGAGCUGGAGUCAACGGGCCGCAUCCCCACGGCGGUCAACAUCCCCAUCUCCAGCGCAGCUGACAGUUUCUUCCUCCCCGCCGACGAGUUCGAGGAACGGUUUGGCAUUGCCAGGCCCGGCGAUAAGGACCAUGUCAUUUUCUACUGCAAGGCCGGCGUCCGUAGUCGUGCCGCAGCCGCCCUCGCUCGUCAGGCCGGGUUCGGUGGUGACAUUGCAGAGUUCCCGGGUAGUUGGAUCGAGUGGUUUGAAAACGGCGGUGAGGUUGAGAGAUAAGAAAAAUAAACCGUCGGAUACGUGGGUGCUUGAGUGUAUAGAUGGGUUUGUAUUUGUACAGAGAGCCGGUAUCAAAUUCACCCAACUUCAAUUUUUUGGUCGGAAGAAUCUACGACGAGGAUCCAAAAAAUCCAUGAGCACAAAAUUCCCUAGCAUCUCCAACCAAGUUUCUACCAACCCUGCUGGAACCCUCACGAAUGAUGGUCCAUAUUGGUUUGUUCCAGGACAUUGGCUGCAAGAUGACAAUAGAUCGUGCUAAAUACACAUGUGUCUCGAACCACCUAUUUACAACCAC